This is a messenger RNA of Nicotiana attenuata, 408 nucleotides long. RefSeq lists its product as uncharacterized. The coding region runs from base 1 to 408 and encodes 135 amino acids. The record is from RefSeq and is a predicted model, not a curated record. Lineage: Eukaryota; Viridiplantae; Streptophyta; Magnoliopsida; Solanales; Solanaceae. The transcript has a single exon.
AUGGCAGAGAAGGAAGGAGCAAUUGUCAAGAAGGGUCAUGAGGAAGGUUUGAAAAUGGCGCUUUCCCUUCUUGAAGAAUACGAACUUCCAGCAGGGCUUCUCCCUCUAGCUGAAGUAAUCGAAGUUGGAUUCGUUAAAACCACCGGCUACAUGUGGAUCCUGCAGCAGAAAAAAGUUGAGCAUAACUUCAAGAUGAUAAGUAAACUGGUUAGUUAUGGUACCGAAAUAACUGGAUACGUUGAGAAGAAGCGGAUCAAGAAACUCAAGGGAGUUAAGGCUAAGGAGCUGAUGCUAUGGCCUCCAGUCGGUGACAUCACAGUGGAUCCUCCUACUGGCAAGAUUCACUUCAAGAGUCUUGCUGGAAUCACGAAAACUUUCCCAGUUGAGGCUUUUGCCGCUGGACAGUAA